AUGGAGGAGACAUUUAGCUAUCGUCACGUAGCACUGCAAACGAGUAUAACCGAGCUGAGAGGCUCAUUAGAGGAGGACAAGAUUUUCGUCAGAAUGAGGUUCUACAAGUGCAGCAUAUGGCACCGUGUGAGAACCGAUCCGAUUGAUGUUGAUUACAUGAAUGUCGUAGCGCAAAUGGAUUUGUGGGUAACGUUUUCUCUUUUCAAGAAGAAACCACCCCAAGGAAAAGCCGGUAGGAAAGUGUAUGAAAAGUUCAUCUCCAAGUGUCUCAAGCGUAUGAGUGUGCCGGAAGAUGAACAUCCUUUUAUUGUUCAGAAGCUAUUCGAUGCGAUUGAGGCUGCCGCCUCCCCUGUGGACCCUGUUGUAGUGUUUGUGUGGGAAGUCAUUCACCGCGUCGGAGAUGGACAUGAUGAACCAUCUAGGCUCAAUUUCAUUCCUGCGAGCAGAUCAUCAAUCCAGGGUCUGGAGCCGGUGACAGUACUCGAUGCUGAUCCCUUGUCCUGUGCUAUUUGCUUGGACGAUUUUGAACAACAACCCUUUACUCGGUUGCCCUGUACACACCCGUUUCAUGUCCACUGCAUUGUUCAAUGCCUGGAGAUCAACCACCUGUGUCCCAUCUGCCGAUACGCUAUGCCAACUGAAGAAGAAGUGACUAAACCCUGCUCGACCUGUCCAGAGUAA
This is a messenger RNA of Fragaria vesca subsp. vesca, 681 nucleotides long. RefSeq names its product E3 ubiquitin-protein ligase RNF115-like. Gene Ontology annotation, biological process: protein ubiquitination. The record is from RefSeq and is a predicted model, not a curated record. The transcript has a single exon. Gene Ontology annotation, cellular component: cytoplasm. Lineage: Eukaryota; Viridiplantae; Streptophyta; Magnoliopsida; Rosales; Rosaceae. The coding region runs from base 1 to 681 and encodes 226 amino acids. Gene Ontology annotation, molecular function: ubiquitin protein ligase activity.